CCGGCCCGUCCCGGGCUCGGCCGGCCCCCGCGCCCAGGCGGCUGCUCCCUGCUGACUGGGGUGUGGGCGGGGAGCGGCGGAGGCAGGAGGAGGCGCUGCUGGCCGCCGCCGUUGCCUCCGCUGCUGGGCUCCUGGGCAGCUCCCGGGGUUUCUGCGGCCGCCAUGGACGAGCAGGCGGGUCCCGGCGUCUUCUUCAGCAACAACCACCCGGGCGCCGGCGGUGCCAAGGGUCUCGGGCCUCUGGCGGAGGCUGCCGCGGCCGGCGACGGGGCGGCUGCGGCGGGGGCGGCGCGAGCCCAAUACAGCCUCCCUGGGAUCCUGCACUUCCUGCAGCACGAGUGGGCCCGCUUCGAGGUGGAGAGAGCCCAGUGGGAGGUGGAGCGGGCGGAGCUGCAGGCCCAGAUUGCCUUCCUUCAGGGGGAAAGAAAAGGUCAAGAAAAUUUGAAGAAAGAUCUUGUGAGGAGGAUCAAAAUGCUGGAGUAUGCUCUUAAACAGGAAAGAGCCAAAUACCACAAGUUGAAAUAUGGGACAGAAUUGAAUCAGGGAGAUAUGAAGCCUCCAAGCUAUGAUUCUGAUGAAGGUAAUGAAACAGAGGUACAGCCACAACAAAACAGCCAGUUAAUGUGGAAACAAGGUCGACAACUACUCAGACAGUAUCUACAGGAGGUGGGUUACACGGAUACUAUUCUAGAUGUGAAAUCUAAACGAGUACGAGCUCUCUUGGGCUUUUCAAGUGACGUCACGGACAGGGAAGAUGACAGAAAUCAGGACUCAGUUAUAAAUGGCACAGAGGCUGAAGUUAAAGAGACAGCAAUGAUUGGAAAAUCCGAGUUAACAGAUUCUGCCUCCGUGCUGGAUAAUUUCAAAUUCCUUGAAAGUGCAGCUGCAGAUUUCAGUGAUGAAGAUGAAGAUGAUGACAUUGAUGGAAGAGAAAAAAGCAUCAUUGAUACUUCAACGAUCGUUAGGAAAAAAGCAUUGCCUGAUAGCAGUGAAGAUCGAGAUACAAAAGAAGCCCUAAAGGAGUUUGACUUCUUGGUUACGUCAGAGGAAGGAGACAGUGAGUCUAGAAGUGCAGGCGAUGGAACGGAAUGGGAAAAGGAAGACCAGUGUCUCAUGCCUGAAGCCUGGAAUGUGGACCAGGGAGUAAUUACCAAACUCAAGGAACAAUACAAAAAGGAGAGAAAGGGGAAAAAGGGGGUGAAGAGAAAAACUACCGAAGAUCUGUUUCAGCCUCUAUCCUAUAUAAAACAGUCAAAACAGGGAUGUGGGAGAAUGAAGAAUCAAAGUUCAGGGCCCAAUAGGUCAAAACUACAAGAUAUGCUUGCUAACUUGAGAGAUGUUGAUGAACUUCCCUCGUUACAGCCAUCUGUGGGUUCACCUUCCAGACCCACCAGCUCCAGGCUUCCAGAACACGAAAUAAAUAGGGCAGAUGAAGUGGAAGCAUUGACCUUUCCUCCUUCUUCUGGGAAGUCCUUCAUCAUGGGAGCAGAUGAAGCCCUUGAAAGUGAACUGGGACUUGGAGAAUUGGCUGGACUUACAGUGGCCAAUGAAGCAGAUUCACUAACUUAUGAUAUAGCGAACAAUAAAGAUGCAUUGAGGAAGACAUGGAACCCUAAGUUUACAUUACGAAGUCACUUCGAUGGUAUUCGAGCCCUUGCUUUCCACCCCACUGAGCCCGUUUUGAUAACAGCAUCAGAGGAUCACACAUUAAAAAUGUGGAAUUUGCAGAAAACAGCCCCAGCCAAAAAGAGUACAUCUCUUGAUGUGGAGCCUAUCUAUACAUUCAGGGCUCAUAAAGGACCAGUGCUCUGUGUGGUGCUGAGCAGCAGCGGCGAGCAGUGCUACAGUGGGGGUGCCGACGGACUGAUCCAAGGCUGGAAUACCACCAACCCCAAUGUCGAUCCCUAUGACUCCUACGAUCCUUCUGUUUUAAGGGGCCCUCUGCUGGGCCACACCGAUGCUGUCUGGGGCUUGGCUUACAGUGCUGCCCAUCAGCGCCUGUUGUCCUGUUCAGCAGAUGGCACUCUCCGAUUAUGGAAUACAGCCGAGGCUGCUCCAGCCCUAAGUGUAUUUAAUGAUAAUCAAGAAUUGGGAAUCCCUGCGUCUGUGGAUCUAGUGAGCAGUGACCCGAGCCAUAUGGUAGCAUCGUUCAGCAAAGGAUAUACAAGCAUCUUUAACAUGGAAACGCAACAGCGCAUUCUCACUUUAGAAUCCAACCUAGAUACAACCACCUCUUCGUGUCAAAUAAAUAGAGUCAUCAGCCAUCCUACUCUUCCCAUCAGCAUCACUGCUCAUGAAGACAGGCACAUCAAAUUCUAUGAUAACAACACAGGCAAACUCAUCCACUCCAUGGUAGCCCAUCUAGAAGCUGUUACAAGUUUAGCAGUUGAUCCCAAUGGCCUGUACUUGAUGUCUGGGAGUCAUGACUGUUCAAUACGUUUAUGGAACCUAGAAAGUAAGACGUGUAUCCAAGAGUUUACAGCUCAUCGGAAAAAGUUUGAAGAAUCAAUUCACGAUGUAGCUUUCCACCCAUCCAAAUGCUAUAUAGCCAGUGCUGGGGCUGAUGCACUGGCCAAAGUCUUUGUAUGACACAAUGCAUCAUCUUCACCUUCUAGCUCUUUAUAAAUAAUCAACUGCACAAAAGAGAUACAGAAGACCAGGGCAAGAAUCAACCUGUCCUGCCCUUUUGUUCUGCCGAAGGAGCACAGAGAACAUUUGUUAAAGUAUAGUUUUGCAAUUCGUAUACUGUUUUCUAAAACUAAGGUUUGUUCUGGUUGCUGCAAGCUCAGCUGAAUCUGUGAGCCUGAAAACUGUUUCAAAAUUUCCCCCAAUAGGAGCUAUUAUUUCUGAGGUUGUUCUAAUUCGCUAGGCAGGCCUGAGCGAACAUAGGUUUAGCCUGUCCCUAUUGAGUAAAUAGGGCAUGCUAUAAGGGAUAAUUAAAAAACUUGAUGACUGGGAAUGAUAGAGGAAGAACAGAAAUUUAGACCCAGUUCUCCCCUGAGAAAUCUUGUUAACCACAUUAGGUAGUCAAAACAGUAAUCUUUACCAUAUCUGCUGUACUAACCCCGAUGUGCAUAAUGAGCAGGCAGUGUUCAAAUGAGUUUUUAAUUUAGCUCUCCUUUCAUCUGUGCACAUAAAAGCACCUGGCAAAGCAUUUUACCAUUAGGGGGAAAAAAAAAUGCAAUAAUAUGUUAAAUAUAUUAUUAUUCAAAAAUGCUAAACAAAUAUUUAGUUUGUAAGCAGAUUUCUAUAUUGUAUUACCUUUUUGAAAAUAGAUUUGGUACCAUUGUAAAGUUAAGCUGUCAAAAACAGUCACCAUUAUCAAUAGUCAGUAGAGUCUGCUUUUACUAAAGAAUUUAACUUAUUCAGGUUCAAGAUUCUGUUUAUUUUUAAGGGCAAGCAGGGCAUAUCUUGAUAAUUUCUAUUAAUUUUAAAAUUCACUUUAUUCAUGUGAUAUUUCUAGUACCAGAGUGGUUAUCUCAUAUUGAUGAAAUCUUACCUUUUAGUGGUUGAAAAGACGGAAGUUAUCUGUGAGUACUUGUUUUUCAAAAUCCACAUAACCAUGCUUCGGAUGACCUCUUGCUUUUUCUUUGUCUCUCAUAUUCAAAUUAUCUGACACCUACCAAAAACAGUUUAUAAUUAUGUUUUGACAGCCCAAAGGGUAUGGUUAAUGUCAGGCAGCUGCUUUUGCAGUACUAAAUAAAGCACCUGGUUUGUGCCCCAGAAGUCUUCCAUUAAUCUAUCCAAGAAGAAGAGCCCACUGGAAAUCUGGAUGGAAGAGUUCAGUGCAUCCCUUGGUUAAAGAGUUUUCUCUUUCCCUUCCCCUACCCCUCCAUUCUUUAAUUGGAGUACACAGCGUGUUUUAAUAGGCAGUGUGUCAGUAUUGUUUCUGUGGAAAACUGUCAUAAAGGACCAGGGUUCCUUGAGCUCACCUAGGUUCCUUGAGCUCACCUAGCCUGUGACCCACAUGUGGCCAGCUCUUAAGAUUCCCAUGACCCCACUCUUUGGACCUAGUGUCUUCACAUUCUUUUGUUUGCCCCAAAUGUCAGAGACCAGUGUAGAAAUUAGGAAUAAAUUAUUAAUGCCCAACUUUUCAGCAAAAUGUAUAUAUAGUAGUUUUCAUACAUAAAAUCCAUAUCCAUAAAUGUUUUAAUCUUUUAAUAUAAUUCCUACAUUCCUCUCCCAACAUAUUCCAUUGUCGUAACAAUGACACUUCUGAUGAUAUGUAUAUUUACUCUGAAAAAGUAUUCUGGUGGUGAUAUGGAUAGUAAUUGACAAUUUUUCUUUAAAAUUUCUGCUUUUCUGCCUCUAGAGUUUUGCAGCAUACAAGCUAGAUUUGCCUGAUUGAUAGACAGAUAUACUUUAAUAUUUUGACACAGCUACCUUGUCAUUUCAUCUGUGCUUUGGUUCACAGUGGGCUCAAGGGACUCCUUUCUAUAAUCGAAUGAAUUGACCUGGACUUGAACUCCCAGGUGAAUGUUUAUAUUCCCAUGCAGAUAUAGAAGUCCACAUUGUGUUUGGUUCAUUCCUCUUUUUGGUUCUUCAGUGAGUAAAAAAAAAAUGGUGUUGCUAACCUAACAUUUAUAUAAGUAUACUGGAAAAUCCAGUCGGGUGCCCUUACUUGGCAUGUUUAGGAUGGACUAAGCUAUUGUUUUACCACUUACUGCUUAAAUUACCUCGCAAGGUCUCCAGUGCCUGCUUUACUUACAUCACUGAAAUUCUCAAAACCAAGAAAGUCUCUUCCCUUACGUUUUAUACCUCCUGGUUGAAAUUUCUCUCUUCGUGAGUGGAAAAUGACCAUGAGAUAGGUAAACUGUGGUGCAGAUGAUGGAGCUUUGAAAGUUCUUUAGCCAGCCAGUGCCGGGCCAUUGGAGACCCUAGACAGAAACAGAUUCCUCUCCACUAGCACUGUGUAGAUCACAGCCUAGAAAUGAGCCAAAGCUGUCUUCCAGCCAGAGAGAAGCAUAGACAUGUAUCUGCUUUCCCCGCCAGCCUAUCAGAAAUUUAAUCCCCCAAAUGAACAAAUUCAAGAUUCACACAGUCAUUGAAAUGCUUUCAUAGUGCUUGGUUUGUAAAUAUUUUGGGUGAAAGGUAUUGGGAGAGUAUGAAAAUCAGCAGGAGACAUGGUCCCUGCCUUAUUUUCAUAUGCUAUGAAUACAUCUCUGGGACUUGCAGCACCCUUCUCAAAACCCAGAUGUCAUAUGGAGCUCAUUUGCUACUCGAACCCUAGACAGGUAUUUAACAUAAGUGAUAUAAUGACCUUCAGUAUUUUUCUAUUGAACAAGUUUAGCGAUUUUUGCCAUUAAACAGAUAAUUAGUUAUGCAAAGUAUUUAGCUUUUAUAAUCAUUUUAGUUAUGACUAAAAGGGGGGAAAUUAUGCUGCAUCACUGAUAAUGAACUUUGUGAAAAAUUUUUGUUUAUCUGACUUUCAUUCCUUCAGUAUUCUUGCUAUAAAUUUCUUUUGGAGAUAAUGAUAAAGAUUUAUUUGAAAAUGUCUAAAAUGUAUGUAUAUUUUAUAAAUAUAUAUUAUAUAUAUUGUAGGAAUAUAUAUAAUAUAUAUAGACUAUAUAUAUUAUAUAUAUAUAUUAUAUAUAUAUAUAUAUAUAUAUAAACCAUAGGUGCAUUUUACUGUUUUGUAUUUUCAUUCUUAGAGGUCGUGUACACCACAGGUAAUGAUGAGUAUGAUGAGUGUUGUGCUGUUUGCUUUUGCAGUAUAAUAUAUAGUUCUAAAUGUUUCAAUUACUGUAUAUACUAUAUUCAUUAUAGGCUAGCAUGCUUGUUUUAAAGACUGUCAUUCUAGUUUAUUAAAAUCUGAAUGUAAGAAAACCUGGCUAUUCAAAUGUGAAUUGAAAAAUAUUCCAUUCUCAGUACUGAACUAUUUCCAUUGAACAUUCAGGAUUUUUUUUAACAAAACAGAUAUCAUCAAGAAGGCAAUAGCUAGAGAAUGAGAGGUGCCUUUAAAAUAAAAUACAAAUGCAGCCUUACAGUGAGGAUGAGGAUUGAGCUGGGGUGGGGUGGGGGGCUAUGGCAGAGAGAGAUUGAGAGACAGAGAGAGAGUGAAUGUGUGCGCGCGCGUGUGCGUGUGUGUUUGCCAGUCUGUGAAGAUCCUGAUUUGUGACCAUCAAUGUCUUUUCAGUGUAUCUGCUCAACUUCUAGGAUUUCAAGGGACAUUUCAUGCACUGUCUUCGUGCUCUUCUGAGCACCACAUGUACUUUCCAAGGAUUUUGAAUGUGAAUUCCUAGAAAUUUCAGUAGACAGGAAAAUAACUAUUCUUCAUGAUAGUUAAGUUCAGGUAAAAGGAGAAAUUAUUGAUUCACCAAAAUUAUGGGAUCUUCUAAUGUUGGCUAGGUAAUUUUUUUAAAAUGUAAUUUUUAAAGGCUUACUUUUUUAGUACUUCAUAUAUUUCCCUCUUACACAAGAGCAUGCCAUGAAAUUCUUCUGUGAUGAAGAUCCAACUAGUAAAAAUUAUUUUUAGAUUAAACACCUGAACUAGUUAAAAUACCACCUAAGAAUAGUGUUUAAAUGGCAUCUUUCAUAUCUACCUCGUUGUCAUUGCUGCCAUUUUAAUGAAAGCAAAUCUUUAUGACAUCAGAAAUGACUGGAUGCAAUUUCUCUGUUGGUGCUUUUCUCAGGCUUUGUCAUUUAAGUUAUAUUGAACUAAGAUGUCACAAAUCAGAUUGAAAGACUCAGAGUUUUGGUUUUCUUUUGAAAGAACUGCUUAAAAUUUAUCAUCAGUGUUGAUAGUGAGUGGAUAUAGUUCAACUCUGGUUAGUAUACGUCUGUGAUAUUUUCAACCAAGAGCCAAACUGUUACUGAAUUUACAUGGAAAAAGAGCUCUAAGUACAGUUUUCUUCAGCUUACUUUAUUCUUUGAAAGCUAUUUCAAGGCUAUUAAGUACAUAAUCAUUAAUUUUAUGUACUCAGAAGUUGCCUUUGUUACUGUUACUUGUCUAGUUAUUUAUAUAAUUGCAGUACUUUAUGUGUUUGACACUGGGAUUCAGGUUGUAUAAAAGUAGUAGCUGACUGAAAAUUAUAUGUAUAUUUUUGUGAAAUGUGUCAAUUCCAGAAGUUCCUUUUAAGGGAAGGUCCAGAAAACAUGUCCAUCUUUAAAAACAAAGGACAGGUCAUUGGUAAAUGAUUUGAAUCAUUUUUACUUUCAGCACUGAAAGCUUUUUAAUUGGCCGUAUCCAUCAUCUAGCUGGACCUCCAUGUCAGUGUAAGGGACACCAGAUUGACAAAGUAUUUAGCAGAUUGCAUCAGUUUUGUUUUUGUUUUUCUGUUUUCGUUUUUUUUCUUAAUCGGAGAAAAAAAAAAAAACACAAAAAAACAAAAACCAAAAAACUAAUCUAGGCCAAACAGAGAUCCCUAGAUUCCACUUAUUUAUUCUAGCAGUAUUCCUGAAGUGGUGCUUAGGGGUCAGAAUUUUCUGGAUCUUUGCUAGUUAAGCUUUAGAUUUGAUUUAACUGGGACCACAUGGUUGCCAUCCCUGUGAUGCAAAUUAGAAAGUUCAUUUUAAUUUAGAUUAACUUUAAUGUCUGCCUGGAUUUUUAACAGGCUGUGAACCAGUGAGUGCCUUGUUAAUGUAGAAUGAUUUUCCCUGGUUGUUAGCUCCUUUCUGAAAAUGUCUCAGAGAAUGGUAUUUUAGUUGACUUGUACAGAUCUGCUAAAUUCGGUAUUAUCAGCAGUCAGAAAGCCUUCAGUCUACCAUGUACCUCCCUCCCUACUUUCUUCUCAUUGUUUGGCUGAAGUUUGCCUCUUGUGAGAAACAAAUUCGACCCCCCUCUCCACCACUUUUUUCAAUCCAGAUUAAGAGGUAUUCCCUACAUGCAUUCCAACUGUAUGAUCUAAUAUCUGUUUUUAGGAGGAACCACUUCUUUGUAAUCCUGAAAUCUACUGGUUACUUUACGUCCUUCUUAACUUCAGUUUACUAGAGCUGACUCCAGGGCAUCAUCAGUUUAGAUUCCUACUAAUUUCUUUUCUCCACUCCCCCCACCCUCACCCCCUCCCCGCAACUGGUGGGCCCUGGACCAGAUUGUUUGAUCUUCAGGUAUUUUUAAAUUUAGUUAUAAUAUCAAUUAAUGUAAAUUAAUCCAAAUGCUAAUUUUUGUGGUGCAAGAAGUUUCUUUUGUAAAUUCAGGGUAUGGAUAAGCUAAUUAAGAUAUCUUUAUUUGGUGGCUCUAAGUGUAUUAUUUGUUUUUAAAUAAAGUGUACAAAUAUAGAUAAUGUGCUAUAGGUGUCUGAUGAAUUGAAAUAUUUUGGAAUCUAGUGGAUUUGCAGUUUAUUAUAAAAUACUUUAAUACAACUUGAUUUUGUUUUUUCCAGUGGGGGUGGGGCAGAAGAGGCAUGCAGAGGAAUGAAGGAGUGUUAGACAAAGUAGAUGUGAGUCCAAAAUAAUAAGCCAGUCUUAAUUAUUGAUUGUGAGGAAGAUAGAGAAAUUUAUCAUUAUAGAGUGUGAACCUUUGGAAAGCCAGUAAAAUUAAAAUACCCCAUGAGAUUGGAUAAUUGAUACUUUCAGGGACACACAUAUAUUUUUCAAGUGUUUAGUUAUAUAUUUUAAAAAAAAUUAUACACACAUAUAAAUUUAAUGUGUUUUUAUUUUUAUUUAAUUUUUUGUUUGGCUACUUAACAGACAUAAGCCCUCCCCUCCCCCUUGCCUUUUCAGAUCAACAUUAGUUUUCAAGAGCUGUCUCUGCCCACACCUCACAGUCUCUUUGUUCCAAUCUGAAGCCACCAUACUAUGUGGAAUCUGAAAGUGUCCUUGAAACUAUCUGCCGUUCUCUGAUGUUUUUGUAUUCUGCUGUAGCGAUGAGUUUAUAUCCUUUAGCACGUACACAUUCUUCAGCAGUGUCAGAAAUACCCCUUUUUGUGCCUUUAAUGAGAACUGAGACAUUGCUGGAGUAAUUUUUGAGUAAUCUAGUACAGAAGGCUAGGAAGAAGCCAAAGUUUUUUCAUGGAUUAAUGGGCCCUCUGGGGUGCCCCAGAGUGUUCCUCUGACCUGCAUUGGGUUCCCCGAGACCAUCACCGAGGUUUUGAGGGGCCCCAGAGAUGUUCUGGCACUUAGGAUAGUCCCCAGGAACACCUAGGAAUCUGGCAGCGCCACGUAACUCAAACACUGUGGCUGUGAAGUGCCCCUCCAUUUGUUCCUUAUUAGUUCACACCUGUUGCUUACAGUGAUCAGGAUAACUCUGAUUUUAUGGGGAAUCACUGGUAUGCACCUCUAAAAAUUGGAAACCCUGUCUUCUGGAACACUAACUUAGUAUAGUUUGUAUACUUUCAAAACCACAGAAUUCAAAGUUCACCAACCACAAAAUGACUCACUUUGCAUUUCACUUAGAUCCUACAACCGUCCUUUCUCCAUCCUAGUGGUUUAAUUAAGGGUAAUGGUGGUUUUAGUCAGACUUGAAGAAGGAUCUAUUUGAGUGAACAAAAUCUGCAAUAUCCUGCUAACAGGAAGGGCCUAUUUUGUAGAAAAUUCCCUUGUCCUCGAUGAUUUAGCCAUUCACCUUACAUUGCAGGCUGGUCCAGAUGCUAACUCCGCAUUGACUUUCCCUGUGUGCCUCUUUAAAGAUAUAAUUAAUCCAGUAAUGUAAAGGAGAACCCACCAUAAAACAUCUGUUAAAUAGCACUUGGAGCACUGGAAUGAGUAUGGCUAAUUCAUGUGCCAAAGUUUUCUGUGCUCUCAUAAACUGCAGUAUAUAUACCAGGUUCCCAAUCUCUAACCUCAAACCACAGAUAUUUUUGAAUUACCUCAUAUAAUAGCAUCACCAAGUUAAGGGUAAUGGUAAGGGAAACCCAUCAUUUACAAAUGAAAUUUCCCAAACUGAAAAACUUUUUUUAAUUAAACACUGCAUGGAAUGCAAAAAUUUUAUGUUUAGUAUGAGUUGUAAAAACAAGGAGUUUGUGACUUGUGUAAGAUGUGCUGAAAUGUUAAAGUACACUGACAUCUAGCUAUUUUCUGAGUGAAAUGGACCAAGGCAGUAGUUUUUCAUAAGUAAGAUUAACUUACUUAGAGCAAAAGAAAUCUCAUCAGAAAGUUUACUUCGGGUGCUGGCUAACUUGGGUGAGAGUGUGGGGAAAAACUACCGUACCAAGAAGGAAAAGCCACCAGCCAUUGGCUCCCUUUUUUCUUUAAAUGACUUGGAACGAUGACCUCUGAGAUCUUUUGACCUCUAAAAGUGAAUGGUUCCAAUUCUGCCUUGUCAUUGCUCCCUGUUACCUAAAUGAAAGAUUUUUAGGAAGUACAUCAAAAGUAUUCUAGAGCUCUCAGGUAAAGUGUCAGCAUAGCUUUUAUAUUUUAGGAAGCCAUAUUAACAUAGACCCAAGUAUGUUGUGCCACUUGUAUAUGUCAGAAUGACGACCAGAAAUGUAAAAAUGUUCUCAUGAGGCCAAGUGAUAAUCCCAUGCAAAGAUCAGAAAGUCAUUUGUGUAGGAUGAGUUGUUUUGAGUGAUUUUACUAUGCUUUCAAAACCAUUUAAAAAUAUAUUUGCAUAUUUCUCUACAGACUUUUGAGCCCAUAUAUUUCAGAAUAUCCUGUUGGUGGAAUAAUUUUAUUCAGUGUGUAUUUUAGAAAAAGAAUUCAGUGGUCUCACAUCUUUUGACAGUUAUUAAUGAUCAAACUCCUGACACUCCCUCCCCUUUUCCUCCCCUCCCCGCUGGAACUCAUUGGUAUGUAGACCAGUAGCAUAUGUCUCCAUGUUUUGGCUGCCUGGAAAAACAGCAUGUUUGUAUAGUUUGCAGAUAAACAUGGAGCCUUGUGUAUUUGAUACAUGUCAAAAUGAUUGUGAAUAUCGUGUAAAUAAUGUUAAUUAGCAGUGUCCCCUCAGCUAACAACAUUAAGGUUAGAUUCUGCCAAUUACCAUUCAGGAGUUUUGAAAGUAUGCACAUUGAGCUAAAAUACCACUUAAUUCAUUUAAAUGGAAACUUUAUUUUUCAGUGAAACAGUACGUGUUCAGUUUCCUUGUAGAUCUCAGGGUCAGAAGAAAUCAGGCUUUCUCCCAACUCUAAAACAUUCAGGCUUUCUUUUAUUCAUUUUGGUCAGCCUUUUAAAUUAAAUAAGCAAGACAAUAAACUCCUAUUUCUCAUAUCCUACUAUACUUGGGAAUACACAUCUAAUGAUUCCAAUUAAGAAAAAAUAAACCCUGCAAGCAGGCUUCCCCCCACCCCCCCCCUCCCUGUCUUUAGGAACAUCAUUGCUUUCUGGAGGAGAAAUUAUUUUACUUCAGAAAAUGAAGGUGAGAGAUCCAUGCAGUUUUGUCUCCUUGAUAUAUGCAAGUUAUGUACAGCUUGCCUCUGCAGAAAAACACAUUUUAUUUUGUAUGAUUUUUAAAAGUUAUUUUGGAAGUACAAAAAUCAGCAAGGAAGAUGUGAUAAGUUUAUUUUAUAUACUGUCUUUCAAAAUCUUAGAUUUUUUGUGUUGCAUGGGAAGCAUGUAGUGAUGAAUUUUAUUAUGAAUGCCUUGUUUCUACCCCAUCCUCAACUCACAUUUUACAUAUUAUGUAUUGCUCAGUGUCACCUAACUAAAACAGGUAAAUGAUUGCUUCAGUCUCUAUAAGCUCAUUUGUUUUUCUUAUAUUCUGCUUAGCACCUCUCCUGGUGCCUUCCCAUAUAAAAAGUACUCAAAUACUAUCUGUGGGUUGAGAAAUUAGAAAGCACAUUUUCAAAACUCUAAAUCUAUCCAGAUCUUCAAAGACAAAAAAAUCAUCCCUGCAGGUUCCUAGCCGAUCGCAGAUAUAUUUAGAUCUGUGAGGCUGAUCCUAAGAUUGAGGUCUGUACCCUAACUGAGGAGGAAUUUGGAUCUCACCUGGAAGGUGGCGGCAGAAUGGCCAAGACACCACCCUCCUGCACACUUCCAGUCCUGCCUACAUGGGAAUUAAGCAGAGCAUGUUGGGGACAAGGACAUGUGUCUGAACACUGUUAAUGGUGCAUCUUCUUUCCCUGACCUCUCUAGCACCAACCCACUGGCCUUUGAUCUCUUGUGGGGCAGCUCCUCCAGUCUGGAACUUAAACCUGCCGGGACUGUCUUGGGCCCAGGCCAGAUCCACCACCCUUUCCUUGCAACUCUCAGACCGUCCAGCUGUUCCUAACUGGCUGUUUUUUUCCCAAAGAAGUAGGAAAUACCUCCCAGUAGAAGAUUGUCAAGAAAGGCAUUCCGCUGGGGGAACUUGCCUUGGAUUUGAAGAAUCUAGGACAAAUCCCUCGGGAUGUUUUCAGGGCUGCUUUUUGCCUAGAAGAUUUGAUGGUAAUUAUCUAAAUGUUUAUUAACUCUCCUGGGACCGAGCUCUGUGUUGUCUUGCUUUGCAGCUACCAUUCCACCAAGGCCCAAGUGGCUUGCAGCCUUGAGCUGAAAAGCUGAAUUGCUUCAGGAGCAAAAUAGUCAACAAGUUAGAGACAGACUGUAUUUUAACAAUCAAAUGACUUUUAAAUCAUUAAGAGAAUCAUCAGAAGAGUAGUGAAUUGAAUUUUUCACAUUUCCAUUUCUAAAGGCUUAUUAUAAACAAAAUUGAGUGUGAAAUGUUCAAUUAAAUCUCAAAAUAAUGUUAAACCUAUAUAUUAUGUAAGAACUAUUAGCUCUUCAAAUUAUUAAAAGAGGAUUAUUUUAAGAUCAAUCCAGGACAAAGGAAAGAACAGGAUUUUGACCUGGACACAGGACAUUGUCGGUGAAACUUUAGUGAGACUAACUCUUAUGAAUUGGGUUUCUCAUCUAUGAAAAGGGGAUUAUACAUCUGCCUGAUAGAUUGGUUUGAGAAAAGAGAUAAAAACACCUGAUAAAAUGUUGGGCAGUCUUAAUAAGCAUCCAACAAAUAAUUAUUCACACCCUGAGUUCAGACUUCUUGUCCAUGUAAUUCUGUCACACUCCUGGUAACUUCUAGAAUAUCAGAGUUUUAGGAGAAAUGAGGUUAAAAUGAACAUCAAGAGUAGCCCUAAAGAAGAAGUUACUCCUAAAAUAUUACUUUCCUCAAUAUUUGAGUGCCUGCUGUAUGUCAGUCAGUUCGAGGUGCUGACAUUCAGCAGUAGACAAAGUCCUUUACCUGAUACAGCUUACGUUCCAGUUGGGAGGAACAAAUAAUAUCAAUAAAAAAUAUCGAAUAUUGGUGAUAAGUGCUAAAGGAAAGGAGAUGGGUGUUUCACAGAUGUAAAUAGGGGUACAAUUUAAAUUACUGCAAUUAACUAAAAGAGAAACACAAGGGGCACGUGGCUGGCUCAGUUGGAAGAGCAUGCGACUCUUGAUCUCGAGGUCAUGAGUUCGAGCCCCAUGUUGGCUGUAGAGAUUACUUAAUUAAAAAAAAGAAAAAGCAACAAGUGAAGUAAUGAAGAGACAUAAUGGCAGAACUCCUAUCCCACCAUACCAUUCCACUCCCGCCCCGUCUUGUAACAGCCCGGUCUAUGUAUCCCUAUUUUCGUUCAUCCAGAUAGGUGCACACAAAUACUACACAGGGUUUUGUCUUACUCUACAUGUUCUCUGCAACUUGCUUUUAAAAUUUAAUGUGUAUUUUGAGCACCUUCAAGUCCAUACGUAGACUUCUUUUAAAUUCCUUAAUCUACACACACACUCUCGUGUAAAUGAAAUGAGAUUUUUUGGUGUGUCUGUUUGCUGUAAAUAAGGGGGAUAACACAUACCCUCUGCAUCUUUUCUCAUCCAAAAAUGUGUGAUGGAAAUCCCUCCAAGUCUGUCUCAUAGCCGUCAUUUCAUUCUUCCGAAUGCUGUAUAAUACUCUGUGAUGAUGACUUAAACUUCUUCUCUAAUUAAUGGACAUUUACUUUGCUACCGGUAUUUUCACUAUUAUGGUAACUCAUGACCAUGAUGGUGUCACUUCUGUGGAGUAGAUUGCCUGCAGUAGGAUUGCUGGUUGACAGCUACGUAGAUUUAAAUGUUUUUAAUAACUAUUGACAG
This is a messenger RNA of Panthera uncia (snow leopard), 13890 nucleotides long. It is a transcript of the gene STRN, whose product is annotated as striatin. Gene Ontology annotation, cellular component: dendrite. The record is from RefSeq and is a predicted model, not a curated record. Bases 163 to 2589 code for a protein of 808 amino acids. Gene Ontology annotation, molecular function: calmodulin binding; armadillo repeat domain binding; protein phosphatase 2A binding. Lineage: Eukaryota; Metazoa; Chordata; Mammalia; Carnivora; Felidae. The transcript is spliced from 19 exons.